AUGCGUGUGGGCACAGCAGGCAGUGAAGAAGACCCCUUUGCUGAUGCACUUAAGGGUGAUGAUCUCCUCCCUUCUGGGACUGAGGAUUACAUACACAUAAGGAUUCAGCAGAGAAACGGCAGGAAAACCCUCACUACCGUCCAGGGGAUUGCUGAUGAAUAUGACAAAAAGAAGCUUGUCAAGCACUUCAAAAAGCAAUUUGCCUGUAAUGGUACUGUAAUUGAACAUCCAGAAUACGGUGAGGUCAUCCAACUUCAAGGGGACCAGCGCAAGAACAUCUGCAAGUUCCUGAUUGAGGUUGGCAUUGUUAAAGAAGAACAACUCAAGGUUCAUGGGUUUUAAUUCACUUCCUCUGCACUACAGCUAGAUCACAGGUUCUGGCUUCUGGGCUGUAUUCUCUUGUAAUGGGAAGCCUGUAUGGCAUCUAACUCUCUCUCAAUGAGCAGUUCACAAUCUUCCAGCUCCUGCAGCAAGAUCUUUGAGACAUUUGCUUUUGUCCCAGUUAAGGUUUUUUAAACAUGGUUUGUAAUGUUUGUGCUUUUUCUUAAAAAGCACAUGUUAGAACUCUUUGUACCUCUCUUUGUAUAAUGUAUAAUAAAACCCACUUGAGAAACUU
Messenger RNA from Chiloscyllium plagiosum (whitespotted bambooshark), 616 nucleotides. The record is from RefSeq and is a predicted model, not a curated record. NCBI's taxonomy places the organism in Eukaryota, Metazoa, Chordata, Chondrichthyes, Orectolobiformes, Hemiscylliidae.